Messenger RNA from Kwoniella botswanensis, 822 nucleotides. RefSeq lists its product as uncharacterized. The transcript is spliced from 5 exons. The record is from RefSeq and is a predicted model, not a curated record. Gene Ontology annotation, cellular component: TRAPP complex; cis-Golgi network; trans-Golgi network. Lineage: Eukaryota; Fungi; Basidiomycota; Tremellomycetes; Tremellales; Cryptococcaceae. The coding region runs from base 1 to 822 and encodes 273 amino acids. Gene Ontology annotation, biological process: regulation of GTPase activity; endoplasmic reticulum to Golgi vesicle-mediated transport.
AUGUCAUCCCGCCCUUCAACUUCGUCGACCCACCUCCCCGUCCCACCCUCAAUCCCACCGGCACUCCAUCAACUAGCCAACCCCGCUCCGGUACUCAUCGACUCGCAGUUACCAAAUUACCUCUUACCGAAUGUCCUCGACCUGCUUAGAGACUCAUCAAGGCAUGUGAUACGGAGAAAGAGGGAGCAGGAGGAUUCCCUAAGGUCUGAGGGGUUAUUACCGCCUUUAGAGAAAGGGAAGGGCAAGCAGAUUGAGGAUGAAGAGGAGAAGCUCGUAGAGGAUGAGCUGGUCAGGAAGGUUGAGAGAGUUGGAUUGAUGGUCGGUGGUCAUAUUGCUGAAAAGUUGACACUGGCAAGACCACCUUUGGCAACUCACUUGGAUAUCAUCAAAUUCAUAUGUAAGGAUCUGUUCUUAUAUGUGUAUUCGAAACAGAUCGAUAAUCUACGUACGAAUCAUAAGGGAAUAUUCGUACUCCAAUCUCAUUCAUUCCCCCCUCUCAUACCUCUAUCAACCUAUAAAGGCUCCUCGAACGAUAUCGAGAUUGCUAAAUCUCACCUCUUAUUCCCCCAAGCUUUGUUACAAGGUGCAUUAGUCAGAUUAGGUAUGAACGCCGUUGUGACAGCCGAAUCAAGUGGAUUACCCCAAUGUACAUUCCAAAUCCGUACCAUCAAACCCACCACCCCAGUUCCCUCGACACCUUCCACAGCAGGUGCAGGUACACCUAAUCUCAAUCCGCAGCAGCAAGGUCAGGCUGGAGUACAGAGACAAACGAGUGAUCUGAGAGGAUCGACAGGGUUGGGUAUAGGUCAUGCUGGUAUAUAA